Humulus lupulus (European hop) is the source of this 1814-nucleotide messenger RNA. RefSeq names its product cytochrome P450 71D11-like. Bases 156 to 1685 code for a protein of 509 amino acids. NCBI's taxonomy places the organism in Eukaryota, Viridiplantae, Streptophyta, Magnoliopsida, Rosales, Cannabaceae. Gene Ontology annotation, molecular function: heme binding; iron ion binding; oxidoreductase activity, acting on paired donors, with incorporation or reduction of molecular oxygen. The record is from RefSeq and is a predicted model, not a curated record. The transcript is spliced from 2 exons.
CAUGUAGUCCUCAUGUGGAGGUGCGGAGACAAAUAUCAAUACUCAUCCUUAUCCCUAUCUAACUCCAUAACUCCACAGCUAUAUGAAAGCUCGUCCUUUUAACCAUAAUUAUUAGUGCAACAAUAUAUUAGACCUUCAAUCUCAUUGCUUUCCAAAUGGAUCUCCAACUACCUUCUAUCCCAAUCCUCUUCUCCUUCGUUUUUGUGUUUAUGGUAGUGAUUAUAGUUUUGAAAAGAGGUCAAACAAAGAACUCAGUUUCAAAGCUACCCCCAGGACCAUGGAGACUACCAUUAGUGGGAAAUACGCACCAGCUUUUCGGCUCUUUACCCCAUCUUAAACUCAGAGACUUAUCCAAGCAACAUGGGCCACUCAUGUUCCUCAAAAUUGGACAAGUUCCAAUUCUAAUAGUUUCAUCAUCAGAGUAUGCUAAAGAGGUCAUGAGAACCCAUGAUGUUGUUUUUGCAUCUAGACCCCGAACUCUUGCUGCACAGAUCAUUGCAUAUAAUUGUACGAAUAUUAUAUUUGCUCCAUAUGGUGAGUGUUGGAGACAGCUCAGAAAGAUUUGUACGCAGGAGCUUCUAAGCCCAGCAAGAGUUCAAACUUUUCAACCCGUUAGAGAAGAAGAGCUGUUUAAUCUUGUAGAAGGGAUAACUUCAAAAGUUGGGUCAGCUAUCAAUCUUACUGAAAUGGUUAAAAAAUCAUCUUAUGGCAUCACAUCUCGGGCUGCCUUUGGCAAGAAAAGUAGAGACCAUGAUGAGUUUAUAUCGAUUAUGGAGGAAACUAUCAAGGCAGCUGGAGGGUUUGAGUUUGCAGAGAUGUUUCCUUCUUUGAGUUUUCUUGAUUGGACAAGUCGUCCUAAGUUCGAGAGCAUCAAACUAAGGUCUUCAAGGAUAUUGGAAAAUAUCAUCCAGGAGCACAUAAAAGAGAAUGAAAUUUCAGCAGAGAAAGGUGGAAGACAUGAAGACUUGGUUGAUGUUCUUCUGAAGUUUCAUAACAAUGGAGAUCUUGGGUUCACCAUAACAAGGGACAAUAUUAAAGGAGUAAUCCUUGACAUCUUUUUGGCUGGAAGUGAAACAUCGGCUUUAUCUGUGGAUUGGGCUAUGGUAGAAAUGAUGAGAAAUCCUAGAGUGAUGAGAAAGGCUCAAGAUGAGGUGAGAGAAGUCUUUGGCAGAAAAGGGUCAGUGGAUGAAACAUCAAUUGAUGAGAUGAAAUAUUUAAAAUCAGUUGUUAAAGAAACUCUAAGGUUGCAUCCUCCAGCUCCUUUGUUACUUCCAAGGGAAAGUAGAGAAAAAUGUGACAUAAAUGGUUAUGAGAUACCUAUGAAAACCAGAGUAAUGGUAAAUGUUUGGGCAAUUGGAAGAGAUCCCAAGUAUUGGAUUGAACCUGAGAAUUUUCUGCCAGAGAGGUUUUUUGACAGUGCUAUUGACUUCAAGGGCAAUAAUUUUGAGUACAUUCCAUUUGGUGCUGGAAGGAGAAUAUGUCCAGGGAUGUCAUUUGGCCUCAUCAAUGUUGAGCUUCCUCUAGCAUAUUUGCUAUACCACUUUGAUUGGAAACUCCCCAAUGGAAUGAAACAUGAAAAUUUGGAUAUGACAGAGUUAUUUGGUAUUACAAUGAGAAGAAAAGAUGACUUGUACUUGAUUCCUACUAUUUAUGAUCAGUCUUCUAUAGCAAAAAAUCAUAUAUGAUCUGUCAUCUAUAGAAAAAUCUCCGAUGAAGUAAUUAGAUCUAAUGUUAGACAAUGUUGAACUUUGUUUUGAAGGUUAUUAAAGUUCACAAAUAUUGUGAUUGGAAUAAAGCAAGAGUAUAUUUAUGAA